AUGCAAAAGGGCGAACAACAGAUGCAAAAAGAAUACACAGGAAAUCACCAGAAAACAUUAUAUUCGAAGGAGCGCCAUCAGACUGAUGAAACAGUUCCCAACGUGCAUAAGAUUUUUUUAGAAUCUCAAAACUUCAUCCAGUACAAACGAGUAAAGGCACGUCGAAAUAGUUCCAAUUCGCAGGCUGAAUUUAUUCCUCCCACAGACUACUCAUCGCGGAUGAAGUCGGGUGAUUUGGCAACAGGCGAAGAAGUAUACAAGGUCCCAGUCCGGAAAUCAUUUCUUGUCGAGGAUCGAGACUCGGUCAAAGCUCAUGUGGAAAGCUGGCUCGAAGAGGCUGUCAAUAUUACGAGACAGAAACAGUCACGGAGACUUGCACAGCUCUAUCACCUCAGCAGUGGAGACGCUGUUUACAAAGGAUCCCAGGUUGGUGUGGCCACAGCACAACCGCACAGCGUUGAUGUCCCCGUCGCUUGUGAUUCGUUUGACCAACAUAAUGCCUAUCCAUUCAUUCAUCGUGAAACCUCGGGAGCUACUAUGAACCCCACGAUAACUCCAAUCUCCCAACCGUCCACAGACAGUGUACAACGCAUGGUUCCCUCGCUGACGGUCGACAGCAAUGAUAACGGACCAACGUGCCUGCUGGGAGAAUCAGUUGAAGAGGAGGGUCCGUUUCACACGCUCCAGGCGGGUCUUACUACAACGUCCUAUUAUCCUAUACACAGAAGGCACAGUGACAACCCUUUGACUCGAUCGAAAGCCUUGCUACACACAUCAACUUCCACGGAAUCAUCUGCAAGCAGAUUCAGUACACAACACAGGAGGGAAAACUUUCACAUACCAGUUGCAUCAGAACGAUGGAUUUCGAAACCCGCUUUGUCUGCGAGAGAAUCGCUUCACUCCCACAACCUCCCACGACAAUCAGAAUCGUUUCAAACUGACCCGAGAAUCUCCAUGCAACUGGGUGAGAUGAGCCGACCGAAUAUAAUCAAACUUGCAUUCCUCAGACAGAGUCACAGUUUUAGCAAUACGCGACGGGGUAGUCGAUCACCUACCGUUUUGUCCGCACAGCAAGAUAGUUUGAGUUCUGGUGGAAUACCGGUACUUUUGGCCAGGAGAUCGUCGCAGUGCCGGAACAGUCCACAACCAGCCUUACGGACGUCAGAUGUGGUUGGUAGACCACGGUGUGUUGUGUGUUCGACAGGCCGUCAUCCACGCUGUACUCAUCGUCCGUGCUCGCAAUUCACGUCAACCCUGACUGGACAACUCUCGGAAGAAUCGUCCUCUGAGGUUCGAUCUCAACUCUUGAACCAGCCCAUAUCAUCAGCUAUUUUUGAGAGAAGAUAUUCGAAGCAUCUGAAACCAAUGGAUGCUUGGCAGUGCAGGCAGUCGCACAGCAUGGAACUUGUGCACACAGGUGCGCUUCCCGUUAGCCCAACAGAACGCCAGAACACAAGAAGCAAAGCUACCCUACAAAGACAAGUGCCCAUCAUCUGCAGCCGAUCCAUGCAACAGUCAACCGGUUCUUUCCCCAUCCCCUACUGUGAGUUUCUUAGCGGUCCGGAACUGUCUCUUGCGUCAACUCUUGAGUCGACGAGUAUAACACCAGAUUCGCAGAAAAACCGUUGUUUUUUCAAUCAGUCCACUGAGUCGGGAAGGAGCAUAUCCAUUCACAAAACAUCCGAACUCUCUCACGGUCACUCUCCUCUAGCUUCACCCAGGCUGUUACAUGCCCGGACCGCAUCAAACGAACAACGCGUGUCCUCAAACUUGUCUCCCGAUCGAAGACAACAAUUUUUGUGCACCAAACUACUGCCCUAUCCACAACAGGAUACUACUGGUAGAAAUGGAGAGAGAAAAGCAAGAAGUUUCGAAAUGAGCCUCUCAUUUGAGCACACAUCCCAACUUCCCACACAAACCUAUCUUAUGCUCCCGAAUUAUCACUCAUCGGAUUCGUCCAGACGCAAUUCAGCACUGAGCAGUAACUCGGCCCAGCUGUGGACAGAACGAGACUACCAAGUUAAAGAACCGGUGGAAAGGCCAGCGCCACAUAGCCCACUUCCAGCUACAAGCGCGACCCCCGGAAAACUGGUCCCGCCGGACCUGAUAUUCAGUCCCGCCUCACGUCGCGCGUCCUUACUGGACGAAGGAGAAGUACUGUCAUCCGUACCCUUGAUUCCUGGAAGUCUCCUCAAUCUGGAUCACGAUGUCGAAUAUCCUUCGUUCCAGUAUUCGGAAAGUCAUCUCAGAGAUUGUGCAGACGAUGAACUUGACAAAACUUUUGGGUCGGAAGCUUGGUCCACAAAGCGUGUUCCAUCUUCGCUCGAGCACGUGGAUGUUUCCAAACACAAAUGGAAACAUGGUAGCGCGGGUUCAACCCACACUCUUCACUCAGAUACCAAACGUCAUUCGCAACUUCGCCGAAGUUUCCAGGAAAUGUAUAGUCCUCCUGAAUCUGCUGGACUGCUAGCCUAUGGCUAUUCGAGGUCCCCACAGAGCAUAAAGUCAUCCGUAAAAGAUAUUGAACGUUGCACAAAAUCACAAACAGAUCUAUGCCAGAAACCGUGCUACCUCGCGUCGGCCACCUACGGCAGCCAGUCAGCGGUCGAACGUUUUUCAACACUUUCUCACACAAAUGACCUGAAACAAAGGGAUGCAAGAGAAACGUACAAGAGGUGUACAAAUUCCGACCGGGAAUCAUUUCAGUGGAUGAAAGUCGUAGAUGUAAGCCCACGCAAGGGUGAAAUGUGGUCCAAAGACCCCUCCGAUCGAAACGAAACAAAAGUCGACUCAAAGGUAGAGUCAAGAUAUCACAAAAAGUCUGCACUGGCGGUCAAAGAUCAUGAUCAUUCAGGAGGUUAUCUGUUCCGGAGCACCGGGGAUAGCACAGUCAAUCCUGAGAUACUCCAACCAUCCCUCGGUCCAGUUCUCGAUAGUAGCGAAGAAAAUAUGACGGAUAUUGAUAAUGAGGAGCCCUGUGUGAGGGAGCACACUAAACGAAGUCCUUCGUCCAAAUCCAAGAGGAGAGAUCUGCCUGCGCCCAAAUCCACCCCAAAAGAUCAAAAGUUGUCUGGUUCCGAACAUCACGCCGCACGUCGCCGAAGCUUUCUUGCGGGCUACUGGCAACAAGCCAUAAGGCAAAGCGGUGACACAAGUCUGGAUAGCUUUGAAACCCUGAGGACAGACACAGAAUCCUAA
Opisthorchis viverrini is the source of this 3198-nucleotide messenger RNA. RefSeq lists its product as hypothetical. The transcript is spliced from 3 exons. Lineage: Eukaryota; Metazoa; Platyhelminthes; Trematoda; Opisthorchiida; Opisthorchiidae. The coding region runs from base 1 to 3198 and encodes 1065 amino acids. The record is from RefSeq and is a predicted model, not a curated record.